This is a messenger RNA of Poecilia latipinna (sailfin molly), 4353 nucleotides long. It is a transcript of the gene elavl4, whose product is annotated as ELAV like neuron-specific RNA binding protein 4. NCBI's taxonomy places the organism in Eukaryota, Metazoa, Chordata, Actinopteri, Cyprinodontiformes, Poeciliidae. Gene Ontology annotation, cellular component: ribonucleoprotein complex. Bases 210 to 1592 code for a protein of 460 amino acids. Gene Ontology annotation, molecular function: RNA binding. The transcript is spliced from 9 exons. The record is from RefSeq and is a predicted model, not a curated record.
AUUAAAGAGGAUUUUUUUUAUACAUAUCCUCUUCUUUUUUCAAUUGAUUUGAUUUUUUUCUUUAUUUUUCUGUGUUCCCGGGACAGAGAGAGACUGACUCCCGAUUCUGAAGAAGAAAUCAGGAGGGAGCAGAGAAACUCAAGCGAAUCCAAAAGAAAAAAAGAGAAAAAUUAAAGGACAGAACAAAAACCUCAUCAUCGAAUCUGAACAUGUUUGAAAUAAGCCGAACACUCAACGCUGCUUUGUUGAGCAACGAGCAUCUCAAGAUGAUGGCGAGGUACGGGCAGCUCUCGGGACUGGCAGCCAGUGGCGUGGGCUCCGUCCCCGAGACGCACUCGCCGCUAUUUUCCAGGGAUCCCCUGUCAUCGCCCGCCCAGAUGGGCUACAGGUCACCCCUGGGGUCGACAGAGACACAGUGGCGUCAAGCAGAGCUCCCACAGCUCCAGGGCUGGGCAGAGAAGGGAUUGCUGACACAGCCAAAGAUGAUCAUCAGUAACAUGGAGGCUCCGGUGACAAACGGCCCCAGCGGCGGAGGCAACACAGCCAACGGCCCGACCACCAACAGCCGCGGCUGCCCCUCGCCCAUGCAGACCGGUCCGACAAACGACGACAGCAAGACGAACCUCAUAGUGAACUACCUGCCCCAGAACAUGACCCAGGAGGAGUUCCGCAGCCUGUUCGGUAGCAUCGGCGAAAUCGAGUCCUGCAAGCUAGUUCGCGAUAAGAUCACAGGGCAGAGUCUUGGCUACGGCUUCGUCAACUACAUUGACCCAAAGGAUGCAGAGAAAGCCAUCAACACAUUAAAUGGACUCAGACUUCAAACGAAAACAAUCAAGGUGUCGUAUGCACGGCCCAGCUCAGCCUCCAUCCGUGACGCCAACCUGUAUGUGAGCGGCCUGCCCAAGACCAUGACCCAGAAGGAGCUGGAGCAGCUUUUCUCCCAGUACGGACGCAUCAUCACCUCCCGUAUCCUUGUCGACCAGGUCACAGGCCCCGCAGGUGGCUCCCGAGGUGUGGGCUUCAUCCGCUUUGAUAAGAGGAUAGAAGCAGAAGAGGCCAUCAAGGGCCUGAACGGCCAGAAACCUUCUGGUGCCGCAGAGCCAAUCACGGUCAAGUUUGCCAACAACCCAAGUCAGAAGACCAGCCAAGCCCUCCUGUCGCAGCUCUACCAGUCACCCAACCGCCGAUACCCUGGGCCCCUCCACCACCAGGCUCAGAGGUUCAGGCUGGACAAUUUGCUUAAUAUGGCCUAUGGCGUAAAGAGGUUUUCCCCCAUCACCAUUGACAGCAUGACGAGCCUGGUGGGCAUGAACAUCCCCGGCCACACAGGCACCGGUUGGUGCAUCUUUGUGUACAACCUGUCCCCGGACUCGGACGAGAGCGUGCUCUGGCAGCUGUUCGGCCCGUUCGGCGCCGUCAACAACGUCAAGGUGAUCCGUGACUUCAACACCAACAAGUGCAAAGGCUUCGGCUUCGUCACCAUGACGAAUUACGACGAGGCGGCCAUGGCCAUCGCCAGCCUCAACGGCUACAGGUUGGGCGACCGCGUCUUGCAAGUCUCCUUCAAGACUAACAAGACACACAAGUCCUGAACUCUCGACAGGCAGAAGCAGAUGCCCCGCGACUUUGUCUGCUCUAAAUUCGCCCCCCCCGACCCCGACCCUUCCCCUCCACCUCCACUCGUCCCUUAGGUCUCUCCAACCACCGCCACCCUCCUACAGCCAUCCAACACAGCAGAAUCAAACUCCUGGAACAGAAAGCAGCCAACAAACCAUCUAACAAAUUGAACUAGAAAUGGCUUAUAUUAUAACUUUGGACCUAUAAGCCAAUGUUGCCUGAGUAUUACAAAAAUUAAAUGAUGAAAAUGUUGACGAGUUUUUUCGAAGCUCCUGUGAUAAUGCAGGCUUCUCUUUAUUGUAUAUUCUUUUCGUUUGUUGUGGUUGUUAAAAAUUUUUUCUCUUCUGUGUAAACAGUAGCAAAUCCCCGUACUUCAGAGAAGAGGUCAUCCUUUUUAAGAUCGGAACCUUUUCUCUGUCUUUGAUUCAGGAUUUAAUUUUCUUUUGUAAAUCCGGAUCCACUGUCGUUAGUAUUAUAUACCUCCCCUGUCAAUGAAAGGGAGGGGGCUCUUUUUUAAAUUGGUGAAACCAUUCAUUCAUUUGUAGCGUGCAUUUAAAAACGUCCCCUUAUUGAUUAUAGAUGGGAUCCUACGAUCCCCUGAAACUCAGAUGUAGAAAAGAAGAAAAAAAAAAAAAAAAAGAGAAUUUCUAACAUUGUUUUUGUUUUGUAUCGCAAACAAAACAUAAUGUCUUUCCUCACUGGGAUUUAGGGAGAUGGGGUGAGGGAGGGGACGGGUUAGCUUUCCUGAUGAUAUGUUCAGUAAUUUAAGAUAAUAAAAAAAAAAAUAACACUGUUGCCAAAGAGAAGAUCUCUUUGCUUGAAAAAAAUGCAUUUAGAAAAAGAUAAAAAUAAAUAGAAAGAAGAUCUAUUUUUAUAAAUGAUGAUUAAAAUAAUAAUUAUUGAAGAAUUUUUACAAGAAUCUGGAUUUGAAAAAAAAAAAAAGAGAAAAAUAUUUUGACUGGCUAACUGGGGGGGCCGGGGCGGGCGGGAGGGGGCACCACCUUGUCUUGUCGUUCUGCUGUGGUAACUUUAUAGGAUCAGAGGUCGUUGUUUUUUGGUGAUGCCGAGUAGGUCGGGAUUUUGUAGAAAGGAGGAUUUUGUGAAAAAGAGGAUGCAAACCAAGGCAGGUGAUUUUGGUAAUUUUUUCACAUGUGUACUAGUGCAUAAUUAUUCAACAGCGAUACCCAAAAGGGAAGGGAAAUGGGGUCUUUCCGAGGCCUAACAAACCUUAUAGUCCAGAGCCCAAAGCAAGAAGACCCUUUUGUCCACUUGUUUUCUUGUGUUUCGUCACGAGUCGAUAUAUCAGUACAUAGAUAUAUACACAUCUAUCCAUUUAAAGAGCUUACUAUACAUUAUCUAUAUCAUUUCCUUUGCUCUGCGUUUGUGAACUUAACAUUUGAAGAGAACUUCCUUUUAGCGAUCAACCGUAGGUGCUAUACUACAUUAUUCACAUAUCUUAAAUAUUCAACUUUGUUGUUCUAUGUGUUGUUUAAAGAAAAAAAAUACUUUGAUGUUGGCAUUGAAUUGAGCUGCUGUUCUUUGUUUAAUAUUUGUUUAAUGUCGGCCCACUAAUCCGGUGACACCAUUUCUAUGCGGAAAUUAAACUAGCUUGGGGCCUUGUAAGAAUCACUGAACAAAUUUGUACAUUUUCUUUUUUUGUUUGUUUGUUUGUUUGUUUUGUUUGGCUUGCUGACUUUUAGGUUACUCGCUGAGCGUGAAACGUUUGUCAAAACUUAAUGAUGAUUAGCUAGUUCCGUUAGUCUAGAUAUUUUCCUUAAAAAGGAUCUAUGACAACUGUGUCUUUAUUUGCUGUGUACAAAUAGAUGAUAUAUAUAAAUAUAUAUACAGUCUACAUUUGUUUUACAAUAUCUACUGUACUUAUCUGAGUUGUCACUGUUUUUUCGUUUGAGCUUGUCUUUUUCAUAUGACAGUUUAUUAUGAAGUGGUGGUUCAGUUACUUAGAAAAAAAAAUUGUGAGGAAACUGUUCAAUUGUUGUCAUGUUGCUUGUGGAGAAAAAAAAAUUGGAUUAACUUUUAAGUUAACUACUGCGGCAAAAGAAACUGAACAAAAUUUUAAAGAAUAUAAGUGUGUUUGUUUAUUUACUUAUCUAUUUUUAAACUAUUUAUUUUUUCUAUUUAUUUGUAUUUAUUCUAUAUUUAUUAACUGCUUAAUUUAUCUGUGUAUUUAUGUAUUUAUUUGUUUCAUUGUCUGUGUAUUUGCGUGGUUCUGGUACAGGGAGGGGGGGCGUUUCUGAGCAAAAGGGAACAAAGCGACUAGUGGAGAGGCUCUUCCAGUAGUCCACUGCACUGAGAGAACUUUUAGUACGUUUGUGCUUUGUACCAAUAUAUCAAAAUUACAAUAUAAAAAAACCUAAAAGUCAAGAAAACUGAAAAAAAUGUCUGGAGGGUUGGGGGACGCUCUUCCCUUAUUACUAGAAACAGUUACUCGCUAUGCAUAACCUAGUUAAUAGUUAAAUUUGCUAUUGCUUUUUUCCUUGUCUUGUUAAAAAUGAAAUCUCUAGAUCUUUUUCAAUAAAGUUUAGUCUUAUUAGAAUGUUAUAAACAGUCGUUCUGGUUCAAUAUAACCUGUGAUAAGUUUGUGUAGUUCUAAAAAAGCCACUCCGUCCACACCCUCCCUCCACUUACUACCGCUUUGUGAUGAAACCUUAUGCAAAAAUGUGGGUCUGAAAGCAUAGUUUUCAGUUUUCAGUAAAAAACAAAAGAACAAAAAAAAAA